Messenger RNA from Procambarus clarkii (red swamp crayfish), 1113 nucleotides. The record is from RefSeq and is a predicted model, not a curated record. Lineage: Eukaryota; Metazoa; Arthropoda; Malacostraca; Decapoda; Cambaridae.
AUGCGGCCGGAUCCCCGACAGUACCGGAACGCCACCCAGGGAUCCCCGACAGUACCGGAACGCCACCCAGGGAUCCCCGACAGUACCGGAACGCCACCCAGGGAUCCCCGACAGUACCGGAACGCCACCCCGGGAGCCCCGACAGUACCGGAACGCCACCCAGGGAUCCCCGACAGUACCGGAACGCCACCCAGGGAUCCCCGACAGUACCGGAACGCCACCCAGGGAUCCCCGACAGUACCGGAACGCCACCCAGGGAUCUCCGACAGUACCGGAACGCCACCCAGGGAUCCCCGACAGUACCGGAACGCCACCCAGGGAUCUCCGACAGUACCGGAACGCCACCCACGGAUCUCCGACAGUACCGGAACGCCACCCAGGGAGCCCCGACAGUACCGGAACGCCACCCAGGGAGCCCCGACAGUACCGGAACGCCACCCAGGGAUCCCCGACAGUACCGGAACGCCACCCAGGGAGCCCCGACAGUACCGGAACGCCACCCAGGGAUCCCCGACAGUACCGGAACGCCACCCAGGGAUCCCCGACAGUACCGGAACGCCACCCCGGGAGCCCCGACAGUACCGGAACGCCACCCCGGAAAACACUCACAGAACCGUGAACAACGUGAAAGGAGUUGAAGGAGGGGGAAUCCCCCUUGAGGAGGGGCGACAGACCCCCUUCUUCAACACCAACCUCAAAUCACGGCCACCGUGGCCACCUUCACCAGACUCAACAUCUUUGACUCGCCCUCACAGGGGGCCCACCGGCGGGUACCAGCGAGGGAGCAACCUCACCCCCCAUCCCUGCUCCGCUACAUCCACAGCCACUACAUCCCUGCUCAUCCUCAAUCUGCUCCACAGUUUCCUCACAAUCAGUGAACCACAUCCAGGCAGCUUUCCUCCUCUGCUCCGGCACCAGCACAGACAGACGCGACGCUUCCACAAUGCGAGGAGGGGGGACGCUAACCCUCCGUUGGAGAGGCAGCCGGAGACGCCUCCCGAGACGCGGGGAAACCCCUCACCCCUAGAGGCCCCCCAGGUGGACCAACCUCACCAGACCCGCUCACCAAAGCAGAAGGGGACACCUUCAGGGGCGCCUCCUCCACCAUCAUAA